Molecule: messenger RNA, 2816 nt
Organism: Dendronephthya gigantea
Lineage: Eukaryota; Metazoa; Cnidaria; Anthozoa; Malacalcyonacea; Nephtheidae
Product: 72 kDa type IV collagenase-like
Exons: 7
Coding region: 765-2354 (529 amino acids)
Biological process (GO): proteolysis; collagen catabolic process; extracellular matrix organization
Cellular component (GO): extracellular matrix
Molecular function (GO): zinc ion binding; metalloendopeptidase activity
Source: RefSeq, a predicted model, not a curated record
GAAAGAUCGUAGUUUCGUUAAACUUUAACGAGAUGUACGUCAUAAAUUUUACGAAUGUGCCAUAACACUCGCAAAAUUUCAACAAUCCAUGGCAAAACAACACUUCUUUUUAGCGAUAAAUUAUUCAAAACACUAUAGAAUGCGGUCCUAAGUUAGCAUCAAACGACGUCAUCGGAAGGUACGAUAAGAGGUGAUCCUUGGCAGUGAAGAGGGUUGUUUUUGAUCAACUAAUAGAUAACUUAUUAUAAUUUCUAUACCGAUACAAACACAAUGAACUAAACAGACCACCUGCUUUUUCACGCUCGUCUUUAGCAAGCUAGUCUAAAAUCAUGUGAGUUCAUUAGCGAUUGGCUAAUGUUCAAUUUUGUAGCUAUCUUUGAUGAAAAACGGUGACCAUAUUAAGAGAUUAAUCUGACCGGGGUAUCUAUUGUUCCGCGAGGCAAACGCACACGAUGCUACAAAGGGGCGUGUUGGUUUCCGGUCUCUCUGUAUCGUUGUGUUCGAUUCAAAAGUCGUCCGUGCCAAGGGUGAGCUAGCAUCUUCACAUUACGGAGGACGGCGACACCACGCAGUCUGCACGGAAGACGGAACAUCCUUUGACCUUUGCUUGUGUGUAUAUAAGCCAAGCGUUGGGUGCUGAGAAAUAUCAUAUUACAGCAAACACAACGGAGUAAAGACGCGAUAGAAGUUGUCUUUGGAAAGUGUUAACAAUUAAGAUUAAAUAUUUGCAAUUUACGAAGAGAAGAACGAAGUGAAGUUUCAAAAUGAUAUACCAUAGUGGUAUUAUUUUCCUGGCGACACUGGUCUCGUUACUGUUACUGGAUUCUGUUCAAUCCUUCACAAUCAACCCUCUUGGCGUGAGCGGUAGAGAGGAAUCACAAGUCGUGACUUUUAUGGAUCAGUAUGGGUACCUUGAACCAAAAGACCCGAGACUAGGUCAAUUUCGUACCAGAGAAGAACUGGUUAGAGGUAUCAAACAAAUGCAAGAGUUCGCUGGAAUAAAAGUAACAGGCAAAAUAGAUGAAGAAACUGUAAGGUUGAUCAAAUCACCAAGAUGUAGUUUGCCUGAUUUUGGACCUAGCGACAAAAUGAAACGAAGAAAAAGAUACGCUUUACAUCACGCAAAAUGGAAAAACCCUAGUCUGACAUACAAAGUUUUAAACACAUCAACAACAGAGCUGCGUAAAAGCGAGGUGAGAAAUGCCUUAGAUAGAGCAUUUAAAAUGUGGAGCGAAGUCUCUCCUCUACGAUUCACCGAAGUAUUUGGAAACGAGAAAGCUGAUCUGAUGGUUAGUUUUGAGCGAGGUAAUCACGAUGAUGGGUAUCCUUUCGAUGGGAGAGGAGACAAGAUUGCUCACGCCUUUUACCCUGACAUUGAAGCUAGCGCCGAAGCUGGCGACAUCCAUUUUGACGAUGAAGAGCACUGGACCCUAGACAAACCCAAAGCUGGCACAGAUUUCAUGUGGACAGCGGUGCACGAGAUAGGCCACGCAAUCGGACUGGACCAUACCACAUAUGCAAAGGCAAUCAUGUAUCCGUAUUAUACUGGUUACCGUCCGAAUCUGGCACUCCACGAUGAUGACGUGAUGGCCAUUCAGGCUCAAUAUGGAAAGAAACCAGUUUCCACUGCAGCUCCAACAAUUGAUCCAAAACUUCACUGGAAGAAUGGUCCGAGUCCGUGCGAUACUUCCAUCGACGCUGUUGUCCACAGCAGCGAUGGAAACACGUACUUUUUCAAAAAUCCUUAUUUCUGGACAUUGGAUAAAUACGACAACCUUUUGGCUGGACGAAAGAUCAGAGAUCACUGGGCGAAACUUCACCCUAGGGUCCAGGCCGCGUACACAAGACGCGAUGGGAAAACUGUAUUCUUUAAAGGAAGAAAGUACUGGGUAUUUGAAGGAACCACACUCGUUGAAGGACCGAAAUACAUAACCGAGUAUGGUCUUCCGAUCGAACUAAAGCGAUUGGACGGAGCUUUCACAUGGGGAGGCAAUGGUAAAACAUAUUUCUUCAAAGGCAGUAAAUAUUGGCGUUAUAACGAACAAAUGAAUAGAAUUGAUCCUGGUUAUCCGAAGAACAUCUCUGACGGUUGGGGGGCUGUGCAAUAUCCUAUUGAUUCGGUGAUGACAUGGAAAGAUGGAGAAACCUACUUCUUCAAAGGCGCCAACGUUGCGAAGCAUAACUGGCAUUUAUACAAACCCGAAGAGAUCUCCAAGGUUUUCUUCAAACCGUGUCACCAAAAUUUUGCGGAAAAGAAUCUUCCUACCGAACAGGAAAAUGGCGUCGUAAAGACAUCCAAUUUCGCACCAUUGAUCGCUUUUCUUGCCAUUAUUGCUUCCUUAUGCAGCUGGUAACACUAGCUAUAAUCCAUGCUGUGUGUUCACCACAGUUCCAAGAUCGACCGAGGUUAAACCAGAAGAUUUGGAAUUUCACACACAAAACAAUAAAAAGAAAAUUGUUUACGAACAAAGUACAAAAAAUGCACAUAUUUUUGUACAUAUUUAUAUAGCUAAAUAGUAAUUUAUUGUAAUAUUCAAGCUGUAAAUAUAAUUUAUAUUGAAGCAGUAAUGUUGUUUGUGAAUAAUUUACAAAAAAUGUAUAAAUAAAGAAUGUUCUUUUCUUCAUUCAAUGAGAAAAAAAUACAAAAAUAGGUCAGUAUAACUAUAAAAAAAGUCAGUAUAACAAUCUGCAAAUACGUCACACUCUUUUGAGAGCCACUACACAAUUGUCAAAUUAAGCGUCACGUCUGAUAUUAUUACAAAUAAUAAGUAAAUAUUGCAUGGUAUUUAUAGUCUAUUUAAUAUUUAAGAUCUUCA